ACUGCUUCGGAAUGGAAACCUCGCGGUGCUCCGAUAAACAGAAUAUGACAUAGCGUUUAGUUUCAGAGUGUUUGCGGAUUUGACACUUCCGAUUUAUCUUAGAGAAGACAAAAAUUAACCAAUUAUGUCUGUUUGGCUUGGAGUGACGCUUGUCGCGUUUGUCUUAAUAAUCGUCUUCUUGAUGGUCAAACAAUUCUUCUGGAAUCCACGACUAAGGAGCGUCAAGAACAAGCACGUUGUGAUAACCGGUGGCUCGAGUGGCAUCGGAAAAUGCGUAGCGAUUAUCGCUGCGAAACAUGGAGCAAAUGUCACGAUAAUUGCGAGAGAUGUUCAAAGAUUGGAGACGGCUAAAAACGAAAUACUGCACGCCUGCGAGAACAAGGAUGUACAAAAGGUGGAAUAUCUGUCUUUGGAUAUCGGAGCGAAUUACGAAAACGUCGAGAAAGCGCUGGUCGAUCUCGAGAAAACCAUGGGACCAAUUUACAUGCUCGUCAAUUGUGCCGGUGUCGCAAUCUGCGGUAAAAUAGAAGACACCACCGUGGAGAGUCUGGACAAGAUGAUACACAUCAAUUUACUCGGUACAUAUUACUGCAUAAAAGCCGUCGCGCAGAGGAUGAAAGCUUCCAGAGAAGGAGCGAUCGUACUUACGGCAUCUCAAGCAGCUUUCCUAGGUAUCUUUGGCUACUCUGCUUACUGCAGCACGAAAUUCGCGCUUCGUGGCCUGGCGGAAAGCAUAGCGAUGGAACUGAAACCGUAUAAUAUCUCCGUGACACUGUCUUUACCGCCUGAUACAGACACACCUGGUUUCGCCGUCGAAGAACUGUCAAAGCCGCUGGAAACCCAACUCAUAUCACAAACGUCAACGUUAGUCAGGCCCGAGGUAGUCGCCGACAAGCUUUUCAAGGACGCGCUGGCAGGUAAAUUCUUCUCUUCCGUCGGUUUGGAUGGUUUCAUCCUGACGACGUUGUGCUCGGGAAUGUCGCCGUUCAAAUCGAUCAGCGAGCUGUUGCUGCAAGCUUCGCUGAUGGGUCUCCUCCGGAUCGUCAGCGCGUUCUAUCUCACCUCCUUCGAAAAAAUCAUCCAGAAUUGCAUGAGGACACGUGAUAAGAAUAAAAAAUCCGAGUGAUCUCUCUCUCUGAUCAUCUGUGAUUAUCGACCAGAGACUUAAGGUGUGAUACUCUUUUUUUUUUAUUCUAAAACCAAAGCAUUUAAUAUAUAAGUUCGAUAAACCUUUUCACAUUCGAUAUAUAUGAUCUUUUGUGAUAUCAUCGACAUUCGCACAAUUUAUUUCAAUUUACAUAACGUCUAUUUUAUUCGCUCCUCAAUAAAAUGUUUCGCUUUCGCAAUAAGGUGAAAGGUCAUUACAAUAUAAUACAUGUAUAAUGUAAUAUCGAGCAGAAAUUUCGUGUUUCGAGGAACAAAUGAAACAUUCUUUCUUAA
This is a messenger RNA of Nylanderia fulva, 1440 nucleotides long. It is a transcript of the gene Kdsr, whose product is annotated as 3-ketodihydrosphingosine reductase. Gene Ontology annotation, molecular function: 3-dehydrosphinganine reductase activity. Gene Ontology annotation, biological process: sphingolipid biosynthetic process. The record is from RefSeq and is a predicted model, not a curated record. Gene Ontology annotation, cellular component: endoplasmic reticulum membrane. Lineage: Eukaryota; Metazoa; Arthropoda; Insecta; Hymenoptera; Formicidae.